Messenger RNA from Protopolystoma xenopodis, 267 nucleotides. The record is from the annotation of a GenBank genome assembly. NCBI's taxonomy places the organism in Eukaryota, Metazoa, Platyhelminthes, Monogenea, Polystomatidea, Polystomatidae.
AUGCAAGGAAUCGUUGUUUUCUAUGACCUCCAGAUCGACGUGAUUCAACGUAUGAUUCUAAUCCAUCUUGCCCUGCUCAUCUUCAACACCAUCAUCAAAUGCGAUCUGAACUAUACUGGCCAGACUCCGGAUGUUACUGCAGCUCGGCUCGUUUUGGAGGCUGCUAUCACACUUCUACUCCCAGUAGGCGUAAAUUCUUCCGCUACUAAAAUGCACCACUUUUUAUUGUUAAGCUUUUUUAGUUGUCAUAAUUUUUCAAUUGCAUAA